This is a messenger RNA of Prunus armeniaca (apricot), 876 nucleotides long. The record is from the annotation of a GenBank genome assembly. NCBI's taxonomy places the organism in Eukaryota, Viridiplantae, Streptophyta, Magnoliopsida, Rosales, Rosaceae.
AUGCAGGGCCAUGGAAGGUCCUUGAAACUCUUUCUUGCAUUUGCGCUGCUUUUGCUACAGUAUGCCCAAGGAGGAGAGGUGGACCACAAUCAGAGGGAUACUAAUGUGACCGGGAGGUGCAUAGAGAAGGAAAGGCAAGCACUCCUUGCAUUCAAGCGUGGCCUGGUGGAUGAUUACAAUCUCCUCUCUUCAUGGAGUUCCGAAGCCCAGAAACAAGAUUGUUGCAGAUGGAUAGGAGUCUAUUGCAGCAACCAAACAGGUCAUGUUAUUGGACUUGAUCUUUCAUACAAAGUUAUCGGCGGAGAUUAUUAUUUGCAAGGGAGUCAAUUUCCAGAUUUCAUUGGUUCUCUAACCAAUUUAAGAUACCUUGAUCUGUCUUGGGCUUAUUUUGGAGGCAAGUUUCCAAGUCAGGUCGGAAAUCUUACGAACUUGGUGUAUCUGGACUUAAGCUGUAAUCGCUUUACAAGUGUAGAAAAUCUCAACUGGCUUCCUCUUCUUUCGUCGUUAAGAUAUUUGGACUUGAGUUAUGCGAAUCUCAGCAAUGUUUUCGAUUGGCCGGAAGCUGUUAAUAAGCUUCCUGAACUAACAAACUUGACACUACAGGAAUGUGAUCUUCCUUCUCCAAUUCUUUCCACUCUUUCUUACAUAAACUCUUCUAAAUCUCUUGCUAGCGUUGACCUUUCUUUCAACCAUUUGAGUACUUCUUCAAUAUUUCUAUGGUUGUCCAACUAUAAUACCAGCCUUGUUCAUCUUGACCUCUCUUUUAACCAAUUAGCUGGUUCAAUUCCUGAUGUUUUUGGAAACAUGAGCUCUCUGGCACAUCUUGAUCUAUAUUCUAACCAACUUGAAGCAAUACUUGGAUCUCUCAAGCAAUAA